This is a messenger RNA of Eucalyptus grandis, 789 nucleotides long. RefSeq names its product protein NTM1-like 9. NCBI's taxonomy places the organism in Eukaryota, Viridiplantae, Streptophyta, Magnoliopsida, Myrtales, Myrtaceae. Gene Ontology annotation, molecular function: DNA binding. The record is from RefSeq and is a predicted model, not a curated record. Gene Ontology annotation, biological process: regulation of DNA-templated transcription. Bases 1 to 720 code for a protein of 239 amino acids. The transcript has 5 exons.
AUGGAGCGAUUUCAGGUGGGAUUCAGAUUUCUUCCAUCCGAGGAAGAACUCCUUCAAGGACAUUUGAUGAGCAAGGUACUUGGUUAUGCCAAUGGUUGCGUCAUUCCCGAGCUUGAGGAUUUCUAUGCUAAGGAUCCUUGGGAAUUACCCGAAUUGUAUCAACAUAUAUCAAAUAUUCCAUCUGAUGGGUGGGAUUGGUACUUCUUUUGUCCUUCUCCUUACCUAGCCCAAAAUAGCGAGCGCAUCAAAAGGCAAACAACAAGCGGUAAAUGGAAGAUCACUUGUCAAAAGGAUGAGAUAAAAGCUCGAGACACCAAGGCUUUAAUAGGAACCAAGAGGAUUUUGGUCUUUUACAAGGGUCGCGUCAAGACUGGAUGGGUCAUGCAUGAAUAUCAUUUGAAUCCGAAACUUCUUAACGGAUACUCCUCAACUUUUCAGAUACCCUAUAUCCUUUGUCGCUUGAAGAGGAAACCAAGUGAAAGCUUGGAUAUUUCGCCCAGUUUUGAAAGAGGUUUUAGGGUAACCGAGGACACUCCGGUUAUUUCUCAACAUGAGCAGACAGAGGACUCAGAUCAGGAGUCAUCAUUUCAAGCAACCAUGGAAUCGCUCGUUCCAUUUCAGACGCUCGAGAGCAACCUGCCGGACUACAAUUCGUAUCGCUCUUUCCAUCCGCAGCCCCACAUGUACAACGAUGGCCAGCAGGGCGAUGGUUUUUGGUGAGCCUUGGAACCUGAAGAGUAACACCAUUAGCUGGCCUUGCAGGAUCACGCUUUAGAAAGCUUUUCAGGG